CCAACCUUUUGCUUGGGAGAGACACGCCGACACCACAUUCAAAAUGGCCUCUAUCAGCAACUGCGCUGGACGUGGAUCAAAAUGUGCGUAAACAGCACCCAGCCGUGGCUUUGCUCUUCAUACUUAACGGUAAAGGCUUCGGAGGCGCGAUGUCAUGAAUGUACUGGGCUGACAGAAUCGGUGGGUUAUAUAAGAUGAGAGCUAGUUUUGCAGCAAGCCCAGCCGAACCGGGGCGCCGCCGCUGCAGCAGGGCUUCAUCUGCCUUUCUGAACCACCAACACCUCCAGUGAGAUGGAAAGAGUGGAGGAUGCUGAUGAGCCGGGACUCGUACCAUCCAUCGAUGUCAACGACAACCGGGAGGAGUACAAAGCACGGGUUUGCGUUUCAGACCCCGAGCGAGCACGGGAGGCUUGUGUUUACAGUUCGGCAUACGCGAAUCCGGGCAGUGCUGGACUGCCGACUAUAUCCUCGGUGGUGGUGGGGUGCAGGGCCGGAGUAUUAAACGGGUUUCCCGAAGAGCUGGAGGUGGAUAUGGUGUGUCCGGAUGGAGAAGGAGAGGGGGGAACCCUGUCCAGCCCGGAUCGGGUUACAGGGACUUCCGAGCCCGAGUGCGUGGAAAAGCCCGACAAGGGUUAUUUAAAUUCCCAGCUGAGGUCUGCUGUGUCAUUUAUGGGUAAAAGCUCGCCGGAUAUGAAGACGCCUAAUGGAGAUGUUACCCAUGAACGCAUGGAUCGCGAUCAGACUCAUUUGAAGUGUUUGGAUUAUACGCAUGCAAAAGAAUUAAACAGGAAGGUGUCUGCUUUAGACAGGGGUGUAAAAGUGGGCAAUGGGGGGUUGUUGAUUGUGAACAGUUAUGACACCCUGUCUCAAGUCCCCUUUGGAGCCUUGGGUGGCCUUUCUGCUCCAGAAAGCCGUGUCUUUGUUCAUCAAAGCGACGGUGUCCUCUCCACUGGGAGGUCAUGUGAAAGGAUCAGUCGAGCCAGCACUGAGAGCUCAGAAGAGGCCCGGCCCUGUGACCCGGAUCCUGCGGACACCCUGUCAGAGCUCAGUGCCAAGCUGUCUUUGUCUCCCUUGGCAGAAAACACCAGUGAUUACACCGAGACUGACCCGAGCCCAGAAGAGGAUUUCAGUGACACAGGCCCGCCGCUCAGGCCCCAGAAUCUCCGGACUAACCCCGGUCACACAGUCUCUCUCAGCUGUGAUGCCACUCCUCUGAGCCCCGUGGAUGAUGAUGGGUAUUUUGGAGCAGAGGGCGGUGUGUAUGAGUGUCCCAGCUCUGGCGGCCGGCGACAGAGCGCCCCAGACAGGGUGACUGCUGACCCUGAUCCCUCAUCUGACCAGACACUUGGCACCAAGAGACACGGCAUCGCUGAGUUCCUGACCAGGAGUUUGUUUUCCUGGAAGCCCAAGGAGUCAAGGACCGCAGCAUCCCAAAGUACUCCAGGAUGGAAGCUGUUUGGGAAAAUUCCACUGCGGGACAACCCUACAAAAGACUCAAGAGCCAUCCAGCAGGAGUAUGAGUCCAGGGCGGGUCCCGCCACAGGACCACCCCCUUACCCUCAGCCAAUGAGACGCAAGAAUCUAGAGUUUGAGCCUUUAUCCACUACCGCUCUCAUUUUGGAAGACAGACCUGCAAAUCUGCCAGCUAAAUCAGAAGAGGAGUCUCAGAGACACCGACAGGAAUACAGUGAGAUGGUUGCAGGGGCCAAGAGAAGGGAGAUGAAAGAGGCACAGAAGAAAAAACGACAAAUGAAGGAGCGAUACCGACAGGAGGAGAACAUUGCCAAUGCCAUGGUGAUCUGGAACACAGAAGUCCUGCCUAAUUGGGAAAGCAUGCGUAACACACGGCGUGUACGUGACCUCUGGUGGCAGGGCGUCCCGCCUAGUGUGCGUGGGAAAGUCUGGAGCCUCGCCAUCGGGAAUGAGCUUAACAUCACCCCAGAACUCUAUGAGAUCUUCCUGUCCAGAGCCAAAGAGAAGUGGCGGAGCUUCAGUGAGACGAGUUCAGUUAAUGAAAACGAAGAUUGUGGCGUGUCGCUGGCAGACAGAGAGUCUAGUCUGGAUUUAAUCAAGCUGGAUAUUUCCAGAACUUUUCCCUCUCUCUACAUUUUCCAGAAGGGUGGACCAUAUCAUGAUAUAUUGCACAGUGUGUUGGGGGCGUACACCUGUUAUAGACCUGAUGUAGGCUAUGUUCAGGGGAUGUCCUUCAUUGCUGCUGUUCUCAUUCUGAAUUUGGAGGAAGCUGAUGCCUUCAUUGCCUUUGCCAACCUCCUUAACAAACCAUGCCAGAUGGCCUUCUUCAGAGUGGACCAUGACCUGAUGCUGAAGUAUUUUGCAGCGUUUGAGGUGUUUUUUGAGGAGAACCUUCCCAAACUCUUUCAGCACUUUCAGAACAACAGCUUGACGCCUGACUUUUACCUCAUAGACUGGAUCUUCACUCUGUACAGCAAGUCAUUACCGCUGGACGUGGCAUGUCGUGUUUGGGAUGUGUUUUGCCGAGAUGGUGAGGAGGCGUUAUUCCGGACAGGUCUGGGAAUUCUGAGGCUGUACCAGGAAGUUCUACUGCAGAUGGAUUUCAUCCAUAGUGCACAGUUCCUUUCCCGGCUGCCUGAAAACACUCCUGCACACACACUUUUCUCCUGCAUUGCAAACACACAGAUGAUCAGUAACAACCGCAGGUGGAGCCAGGUCUUCUCCGCUCUGAUGAAAGAUGGACUCAAAGAAACUGACAAAAGUAGCAGCAGCAACAACAGUCCUGCCUUAAGAAGCUAACAGCUGACUCUCUCCCAGAGGAAGUGAUGAUGUUUCUGAGACUCGUCAGAGAUGGCGGUCAUCACUCUGCACUUUGACCUCUGCAGUGUGCCUGAGGAGGACCCGAACGUCUGAGGGACAGCUCAGGCUCAGCUCCGGUGUGCUGACUGUCCUGUUUGAAGAAUCUCAUAAUGGAACCCGUGUCCUGUGGAAGGGAACAUUUCUUAACUUGCGCUCGUGAGCGCGUUUGUGCAUAUAUGUUUGUGUAAGAAUGAGCCUGAGAAAUGUGAGUCAGGUGACCAUAUAAUGUGCCAACUUUGUCAAUGUUACUUUUGUAAUGUUUUGACUAUAAACAAACUAAUCAGAAGCAUUAACACAGACACACACACACAGACACACAGACAGGUCAGCGCCAUAUGAUUUGAACACUCCCUUUCCAGUAGAAGUGAACCAGCGGUAGGCCCUCUGUCUCACAAACACACACACACACACAAAAACCUGCAGUAGCCUUUCAUUAGCACAUGCCAAAUCUGUCAUUAAUGUGUUUGUUGGGCUGUUUCUCUCUGUUUAUCUGAAUUCAGCCUGUUUGUUAACAUAUUUGCCUGUGACAGCAGGCAUAGAGCCUUUGAACUUUUUGAGCAUCCUCAGUAUUUCCCAAAAACACAGACCUGGAGACCAAAAUUGAUAGUUCAUGUAACAGUAUCUACAGGUGCUGUCAUAUAUUAGCACUCCAGAUUUUAUGCUUUACAUAUAAAAACAUUCAGCUAUAUUAAUUUAAAUAAAAGCACACUUAUAUAACAUGUACACACACUAACCAACCAGCAGCAAACAAGAUCAGCUUUCAACUUCUGCACCUUCAACUACACUCCAAAUUAAUGAACCUUGACAUUUCCAGAUUUUCAGUUAUUUAAUGUCUUUUUUUUUUUUUUUAAUUUAAGAAUCAUUUCUUGUGCUUUUUUUCCUCUCGUUUUUAAAUCUUCCUCGUUGUACAGUUUUCUUAUGUAACAGUUGCUAAUGUACAUUUCUGGUGUGAGGGCUCUAGUGUAGAUGUGGAAAAAUCUCAGUAUUGAAGA
This is a messenger RNA of Megalobrama amblycephala (Wuchang bream), 3824 nucleotides long. It is a transcript of the gene tbc1d12a, whose product is annotated as TBC1 domain family, member 12a. NCBI's taxonomy places the organism in Eukaryota, Metazoa, Chordata, Actinopteri, Cypriniformes, Xenocyprididae. The record is from RefSeq and is a predicted model, not a curated record. Bases 292 to 2772 code for a protein of 826 amino acids. The transcript is spliced from 13 exons.